GAGGCGGCCUUCAUGAAGCUCUUGGCCGUCAACACGGAGCUCUCUGAGGAGCAGCAGACGGUCCUCAGAGGCUACGAGACCGACUACGAGCUGGGAGCAAAAGCUGCACUCCGGGCCUUUAUCGAUUACUGCAUACAGAUCGUGAAGUCCGUGCCGCAGCAUGGGGUGAACCUCUCACCUUUGCAGCAGCCCGACGCAACGCCAGCUGCAGCCUUGGAGGCCGUGCGCGACGCUUCACGGGUCAACGACCAGCGCAGAGAUGCCUGGGAUAAGUGGCAAAAGUCUGUCGACUGCUGGCGUGACGUUCCGGAAGCCUUCGAGUCGCGGCGGGAUUUGGCAGAAGCGAACUUCGACAAGCGGGCGGGAGAGGCAAAAGCCAAGGACCUUAGGCGGAUUGCCGAAGAGGUCAAGGCGAAGAUUGACGCAUGCGGCCCAGAUGGAGAGAAAUGCGAGUCCCAAUUGGCAAGGAUCCACGACGACUGGGUGAAAGCAACAGAAGAGUACGACAGAGCUGCCGAGGCUCCUUCCAAAGAGCAGCAGCUGGAGAAGGGUGCCAAAGAACUGCGGAAAGCAUUGUCCGGCAAGAGUUUGGUCUUCAAUGACCAUCCAUGGACAGACCGGGAGCCUCCCAGCACCGUGGAGAAGAAGAUGCAGCGCUCCUGGGAUGCGUCCGAAGUUGAAGCCAACCAGGCCCUGAUUCGUGAGAUCGCUGAGAUCCUGAAGAAAUAUCCGAAUCUGACUUUACGGAUCAAGGGCAUCUCCGACGGCUCUGGCUCGGCUGACAAUCUUACCCAGGUGGCUUUCGCCAAGGAUUUCGAGACAGACUUUCCGACGGAGGUGAUGGACAAGACUUUGCCCUAUGCUCAGGGCCGUGUGUUAACGGUCAAGCGCAUGCUGGUGGAAGAAGGCAUUGCCCUGGAUCGGAUGUCCUCGCAGCUGCAGGAGGGGAAGAACAGGUCGGUGGACCUUGCUGUGGAGUAG
Symbiodinium sp. CCMP2456 is the source of this 981-nucleotide messenger RNA. NCBI's taxonomy places the organism in Eukaryota, Dinophyceae, Suessiales, Symbiodiniaceae. The record is from the annotation of a GenBank genome assembly.